AUGCGCGAUCCCCUCCCUGUGCCCGACACGCGGGUUCUCGCUGUGGCGAGCCAUGUUGUCUCUGGGUACGUGGGAAACAAGAUUGCCGUCUUCGUGCUGCAGUCUCUAGGAUGCGAUGUCGCAGCCCUCAACACGGUGCAGUUUAGCAACCACACCGGCUACAGGCAAUGGAAAGGAACAAAGGUCUCGGCGCAGGAGAUCCAGGAUCUGUACGAAGGUCUGAAGCAGUCCUACCUCGACGACUUUGACAUGAUGCUCUCCGGAUACAUCCCGGGAGCUGAGGCCGUCAAUGCCGUGGGCGCCAUCGGCCGCGAGCUCAAGGAGAAGUCAAAGACGACUCCAGGCAAGUUCUUCUGGGUCCUUGAUCCCGUCAUGGGCGACAACGGGAGGCUCUACGUCGCCGAAGAUGUCGUCCCAGCCUACAGAUCUCUCAUCCACCAUGCAGAUCUUAUCCUACCCAACCAGUUCGAGGCCGAACUGCUCUCAGAGUCCAAGAUUGUCGACAUGGAUAGCCUAACCAAGGCUAUCCAGCUCAUGCAUGACAAGUUCAAGGUCCCUCAUAUCGUCAUCACCUCGGUUAACCUCGCCUCCCCCGACCACCCGGACUCACAUCUUGCUGUCGUUGGCUCGAGCAUGACCUCUACCGGAAAAGCCCGCCUCUUCAAGAUUGUCUUCCCGUCCAUCGACUGCUAUUUCAGUGGCACGGGCGACAUGUUCGCCGCCCUCAUGGUCAUCCGCAUGCGUGAGGCCGUCCACCACGCAAACGAGGAGCUGAGCUUCACCCCUAGCUGGCUUAGCGAGGACAAUGUCCCCGCGGUCGAGCUGCCCCUCGCUCAGGCCGCCGAGAAGGUCAUCGCUAGCAUGCACGAGGUGCUGUACAAGACGUCCGAGGGCAUGCGCAAGGUCGUCGACCGCACGACGGACGACAUGGCGCCGGAGGAGAGAAGUGAUGAUAAGAAGGUUCACCUGGUGAGGAGCAAGGCGGCCGAGUUGCAGCUCGUGAGGAAUCUCGAUUGUUUGCGCUCGCCAUCGAAGCUGUUCCCCGCCAAGGCCAUGUAG
Ilyonectria robusta is the source of this 1059-nucleotide messenger RNA. RefSeq names its product Ribokinase-like protein. Lineage: Eukaryota; Fungi; Ascomycota; Sordariomycetes; Hypocreales; Nectriaceae. Gene Ontology annotation, cellular component: cytosol. Gene Ontology annotation, biological process: pyridoxal 5'-phosphate salvage. The transcript has 5 exons. The coding region runs from base 1 to 1059 and encodes 352 amino acids. The record is from RefSeq and is a predicted model, not a curated record. Gene Ontology annotation, molecular function: pyridoxal kinase activity.